AUGGAAGAAGUCCCCAUAAUCAGGUGUAUGGGGCUGAACUAUCGCGAUCAUGCCCUCGAGGCCAACAUGGACAUCCCCGAGGUUCCAGUCCUCUUCGUCAAGCCGAGGACAGCUCUAGCGGGACCAUAUCCUGCGCCCAUCAACGUUCCUCGGUUUUCCCAGGACUCUACGAGUGACUACGAAGCAGAGCUCUCCGUAGUGCUUUCCAAGUCUGGCCGAGACAUACCGGAGAGCGACGCCAUGGACUACGUCCUUGGUUUAUGA
Messenger RNA from Colletotrichum chrysophilum, 264 nucleotides. RefSeq lists its product as uncharacterized. Gene Ontology annotation, molecular function: catalytic activity. Bases 1 to 264 code for a protein of 87 amino acids. The transcript is spliced from 2 exons. The record is from RefSeq and is a predicted model, not a curated record. Lineage: Eukaryota; Fungi; Ascomycota; Sordariomycetes; Glomerellales; Glomerellaceae.